This is a messenger RNA of Ilex paraguariensis (yerba mate), 2778 nucleotides long. The record is from the annotation of a GenBank genome assembly. NCBI's taxonomy places the organism in Eukaryota, Viridiplantae, Streptophyta, Magnoliopsida, Aquifoliales, Aquifoliaceae.
GAAAUUGUCAUACGUUGCUUGCCUACUUCCAAACCAACUAAUUCACACUGUUUCUUUUAUAAUUUUUUUCCACAUUUUGCCGACACGUAUAAUAUAUAGAUAUAGAUAGAUACACAUUUACUCCAAGCUUCGAAUCUCACACAGUCCUUUUCUUCAAUGGCGACACCAACCGCGAACCAUGUCAGCUCAUUUUCUUCUUUGCCUUCCCUUCAAUGGCUCGUCUCUUGCAUGUCCUGUAGGUAAUACCAGCUCUCUAACUGUGGUCAUUUGUACAGAACAGAAAUGGAGAGGAACAGAGCAUGCUCAACAUCGGUCUCUCGGUUUCUCUCUGAGUUUGUUGUGUUCGUCAUUACGACAAUCUUGGUUUUUAAUGUUGUUGAAGGAACUACUGAUCCGAAUGAUGGCACUUCAAGUGAUGUUCGCUUCGAUGAAUAGUCCCUCACAGCUAACCAGUUGGAAAUUCAAUGGUGGUGAUCCAUGUGGGGAGUCAUGGAAAGGGAUCACUUGCCAGGGCUCUGCUGUUGUGUCUAUUCAAAUUUCCGGGUUAGGAGUCAGCGGGACAAUGGGAUACUUGCUCAACAACCUUGCAUCAUUGAGAACACUGGAUUUGAGUGGAAACAACAUCCACGAUGCCAUUCCGUACCAGUUACCGCCAAACCUUACAAACCUAAAUCUUGCAAGCAACAACUUGAGCGGGAAUCUUCCGUUUUCCAUUAUUGGCAUGGCGUCUCUUAGUUAUUUGAACAUCAGCCGUAAUAUGCUAUCUCAAUCAAUUGGAGAUGUGUUUGCUAAUCAUUCUGACCUCGUGACUGUGGAUCUGUCUUUCAACAAUUUUACCGGAGAUCUACCCCCCUCCUUCGGUUCAUUGUCAAAUCUUUCUACCCUUCAUGUGCAGAACAAUGAAUUAAGUGGUUCUCUUGAUGUUCUGGCUAGUUUGCCUUUGAUGGAUCUAAAUGUUGCAAACAACAAUUUCAGUGGAUGGAUACCACAAGAUUUUAAUUCUAUCCCAAAUUUUGUAUAUAAUGGGAAUUCAUUUGAUAAUGGCCCUGCUCCUCCUCCACCACCGUAUACCCCACCUCCUCCUGGUAGAACUCAUAACAAUCGCAGCCAGUCUCCUCCUGGUGCACGUACACCCCAGGGCUUUGAUGGCCAAUCAUCCAAUCCAGACGGCGGGAAAAAAAAAAACUGGUUGACAACUGGACCUCUUAUAGGCAUAAUUUUAGGUUCUUCAUUGGUUGUUCUAUUUUCACUACUUGCACUUGUUUUUUGCCUUCGAAAGGGCAAAAGGAAGGAACUUGCUCCAAGACCCUCUGCGGGAAGUCUUCCUGUUAGCGCAGGUAAAGUGAAUACAGAGAUGCAAGAGCAAAGGGUAAAAUCUACAGCUACCGUUGUAGAUUUGAAGCCGCUACCUGCAGAGAAUGAGUUGGUUGAGAGGAUGCAAGGGAAAAAUGGAUCUGUAAAGAGAGUGAAGUCCCCUAUAACUGCUGCGCCUUAUACAGUUGCAGCUCUCCAAAUGGCAACAAAUAGCUUUAGUCAAGAAAAUAUUGUUGGUGAAGGCUCACUUGGUCGCGUUUAUAGAGCAGAAUUUUCCAAUGGAAAGAUAAUGGCCAUUAAGAAGAUCGACAAUGCAGCACUGUCACUGCAAGAGGAAGAUAAUUUUCUUGAAGCUGUUUCGAAUAUGUCACGCCUUAGGCACCCAAACAUCGUGCCACUGGCGGGAUAUUGUGCAGAGCAUGGGCAACGUCUUCUGGUUUUUGAUUAUAUUGGUAAUGGGAGCUUGCAUGAUAUGCUGCACUUUGCCGAUGAUAGGAGGGAGAUGUUGACAUGGAACGCACGUGUUAGAGUAGCACUUGGCACUGCUCGAGCUCUAGAGUACUUGCAUGAAGUAUGUCUGCCUUCUGUUGUACAUAGAAACUUCAAGUCGGCAAACAUUUUGCUGGACGAAGAGCUCAAUCCCCACUUGUCAGACUGUGGGUUAGCUGCUCUGACACCAAACACUGAGCGACAGGUUUCAUCAACUCAGAUGGUUGGUUCAUUUGGUUAUAGUGCUCCUGAGUUCACCUUAUCUGGCAUUUACACUGUAAAAAGUGACGUGUACAGCUUUGGGGUGGUAAUGUUGGAGUUGUUGACAGGUCGUAAGCCGCUUGAUAGCUCAAGGGUGAGAACGGAGCAGUCACUUGUAAGAUGGGCCACUCCUCAACUGCAUGAUAUAGAUGCCUUGGCAAAAAUGGUUGAUCCUGCUCUAAAUGGCAUGUAUCCUGCAAAGUCUUUGUCUCGCUUUGCUGACAUCAUUGCGCUCUGUGUUCAGCCCGAACCUGAGUUUCGGCCCCCCAUGUCUGAAGUUGUGCAAGCACUGGUUCGAUUGAUGCAAAGGGCAAGUGUGGUCAAAAGACGAUCCAGUGAUGAAUCAGGCUUUGUUUUCAAGACUCCUGAUCAUGAGGCAACUGACAUGUCAUAUUAGGUAUCCAGCCUUCCUAAUUUCAUUGGCAGCCUUUGCAAUUUUGGUAUGCAAUUAUGCAGAGUGAAGGGGGAUUAAAAUGCAAGUGGACUCGGGGCAAAAAGGUGUCGAAUCUUGAUCAAUAUCAGAUGAUGCCCGAAAAAGAAAAAGAUCAAUAUAAGAUCAAGAGAAUGUAAUUAUGUCACACAAUUUCAGUUGCAAAUCGCUUCUUUUACAGUUGAAGUUGAGGUAAAUAUUUCAAUAUUUCAUUUAAGAUACUCUUACAUUUGUAUGCAAUCGUUCAUAAAUGUCAUCGUGUAUGAGAUUAUUUAAGAAAAUAA